Blepharisma stoltei is the source of this 753-nucleotide messenger RNA. NCBI's taxonomy places the organism in Eukaryota, Ciliophora, Heterotrichea, Heterotrichida, Blepharismidae. The record is from the annotation of a GenBank genome assembly.
AUGUCAGAACCAAACCAGAUUCUGCCUGAAGAAAUUGCUGUCGCUAUUCAAGCUGAUAACCCAGCCCUUUACGAAUUCAAAAAUGAAGACGAUCUUAAUCUCAAACUUAUGAUUAUCAGAAGAAUUGUCAUUUUUAACAAGCCAAAAAUUCUUUCUCAUCUCCUCGAGAUGGACUAUUUUGGAUUUCUUUUGACUUCUUAUGCAAAUGCCUUUAUUUUCUUUAUUCAGCAGUCUAUGGCCAGAAAUAAUGUAGAGACAUGCAAAAUUCUUUACGAAAAAUUCAUAAAAUCGGAUAUACAAAGAGAAAACGACACUUUUCUAUUAGCUUCUGCUAUAGAAAAGAAUCAAGAGCUCGCAAAUUGGAUCAUAGAUAUAGAUCCAGUCUAUAAGAGCUACGUAGCAGUUAACAGGCUAUUUCAAGCUGGAAAUGCAGCUGCUGCAAGACUAGUUAUUGAAAAAGGGGCAAAUUUAGACGAAAAUUCAGCACUGGAAGGAAAUAAAAACUUAAAGCCGCUGAUUUUGGAAGCGAAUUUGAAAAACAGUUCAGAAUUAAUUCAAAUUUGUUUGGAUUAUAAGCUGAUGCCGAAGAUAAAAGAAGCAGUGUUUGAGAGCUUAAAGGAAGAUGAGAAGUUAAAGUUGAAAUUAACUUAUUGCUAUUAUUAUAGGGUUGGGCUGGCUUAUGCAAGGUAUCAUGUUCCAUUUAUGAUGAGGCUGUCGAAUAACCUAUUUGGGGAAAUAAUCGAUUACAUUUAA